Messenger RNA from Cercocebus atys (sooty mangabey), 4917 nucleotides. RefSeq names its product WD repeat domain 11 (gene WDR11). Gene Ontology annotation, cellular component: cytoplasm. Lineage: Eukaryota; Metazoa; Chordata; Mammalia; Primates; Cercopithecidae. Gene Ontology annotation, molecular function: protein binding. The record is from RefSeq and is a predicted model, not a curated record.
UAAUUCAUUAUUCUCUGUAAACUCCACGAGAGCGGAGACUGCUUGUCUUCUUCAUCGGUAGAUCCCCCAUGCCUACUGGCGCUAGUAGUUGCCCUAAAUUCACUUAUCAAAGGCAGAAAGAAUAACUGGGACUCUUCUCUCUUGCUUUUCACGAUUUCCAGCAGGGCACAAAGGCCUACAGUCCCGACCUGAAAAAAACAGACUUGACUGGAGGCAGCGCCUCUUCUUCCAAAUACAGCUCGGGCUGCCGCAGAUUAGCACAACCGCCUAAGCGGCGGAACGCUGGAGAGUGCGGAACCUGGCAUCCUAGGAAACUGAAGGCAACGGAACCUGGGGGCGAUGGAAUCCGGGAGCGGUGGAACCCGGAGCCUGUAGAACUUGAAUCCAGCGGAACCUGACAGCGGCGCCCAGGGGGCCACCCGGACUCUGUUUGGAACGGAAGCACAGUGUCCGUCGUUUCCUGGUUGCGGGUCAGCGCCGAGGUCCUGGGCUGGCAGCCGGGAUGUUGCCCUACACAGUGAACUUCAAGGUGUCGGCGCGCACCCUCACGGGGGCCCUCAACGCCCACAACAAGGCGGCGGUGGACUGGGGCUGGCAAGGUUUAAUUGCUUAUGGAUGUCAUUCACUUGUGGUAGUGAUUGAUUCCAUUACUGCCCAAACUCUUCAAGUUUUAGAAAAGCAUAAAGCUGAUGUUGUCAAGGUUAAAUGGGCCAGGGAAAACUAUCACCAUAACAUUGGCUCACCAUAUUGCUUGCGCUUAGCUUCUGCUGAUGUCAAUGGGAAGAUCAUCGUCUGGGAUGUAGCAGCAGGAGUAGCUCAGUGUGAGAUCCAAGAGCAUGCCAAGCCCAUCCAGGAUGUUCAGUGGUUGUGGAAUCAAGAUGCUUCCCGUGAUUUACUGCUUGCUAUCCACCCACCAAAUUACAUUGUGCUCUGGAAUGCAGACACUGGCACCAAACUAUGGAAGAAGAGCUACGCAGAUAACAUUCUUUCUUUUUCUUUUGACCCUUUUGAUCCCUCACAUUUAACUUUGCUCACCAGCGAGGGCAUUGUUUUCAUCUCAGACUUCUCCCCAUCCAAGCCUCCCUCAGGCCCUGGGAAAAAAGUUUACAUAUCCAGCCCACACUCUAGCCCAGCUCACAACAAGCUGGCCACAGCCACAGGUGCCAAGAAAGCUCUAAAUAAAGUAAAAAUUUUAAUCACUCAAGAGAAACCUAGGUAAGUUACAAUGGCUGAAUUCAUAACUCUCAAUGAUUGUCUUCAGUUGGCAUACCUGCCUUCAAAAAGGAAUCACAUGUUGUUUCUCUAUCCUCGCGAGAGAUUUUAAUCCUUGACCUUGAGGGUGAAUCAGACAGUGGGUGUGAUUGCAAAUAGAAGCACAGGAGUUCGUUUCGUUUUUUACAGAUGUGGCUACUUUCUCAUAUUUAAAACAAUUUUCUGUGAAGAUCCAGAUCCAGUUCAGGAGCUUACCUAUGAUUUACGAAGCCAGUGUGAUGCAAUCAGGGUGACAAAAACCGUCCGUCCCUUCAGUAUGGUAUGCUGUCCUGUCAAUGAGAAUGCAGCCGCCCUCGUAGUGAGUGAUGGCAGGGUCAUGAUAUGGGAACUCAAGUCUGCAGUUUGUAAUCGAAAUAUGCGGAACAGUAGUUCUGGUGUGUCACCUUUAUAUUCACCAGUGUCUUUCUGUGGAAUUCCUGUAGGAGUGCUACAGAACAAACUCCCAGAUCUUUCCUUAGAUAACAUGAUUGGGCAAAGUGCAAUUGCUGGGGAAGAACAUCCCAGAGGUUCAAUUCUGCGGGAAGUGCACCUCAAGUUCUUGCUGACGGGACUGCUCUCAGGACUGCCUGCACCACAGUUUGCUAUCCGUAUGUGUCCACCGUUGACCACAAAAAACAUCAAGAUGUAUCAGCCACUGCUGGCUGUUGGUACAAGUAACGGUCUGUCCUGUUACCAUCUCACCAGUGGUCUGCUACACAAGGAGUUAAGCAUCCACUCAUGUAAGGGUAUUGAAUGGACAAGUUUGACUAGUUUUCUUUCUUUUGCUACCUCAACACCAAACAAUAUGGGAUUAGUGAGAAAUGAGCUUCAACUGGUUGAUCUUCCAACAGGUAGGAGCAUUGCUUUUCGCGGUGAAAGAGGCAAUGAUGAAUCUCCCAUCGAAAUGAUUAAAGUAUCUCAUUUGAAGCAGUAUUUGGCAGUUGUAUUCAAAGAUAAACCCCUGGAGCUAUGGGAUGUUAGGACUUGUACCCUUCUUAGAGAAAUGUCCAAAAACUUCCCUGCAAUAACUGCUUUGGAAUGGUCACCAUCUCACAACUUGAAGAGCCUGAGAAAGAAGCAACUUGCUACUCGAGAGGCCAUGGCCCGCCAGACUGUGGUCUCAGACACAGAGCUGAGUAUUGUUGAAUCAUCUGUGAUCAGCUUGCUGCAGGAGGCAGAAAGUAAAUCUGAACUUAGUCAGAACAUCUCUGCCCGGGAACAUUUUGUAUUUACGGAUAAUGAUGGCCAAGUUUAUCAUCUCACUGUUGAAGGAAACUCAGUAAAAGAUAGUGCUCGGAUUCCACCAGAUGGAAGUAUGGGUAGUAUUACCUGCAUCGCUUGGAAAGGUGAUACAUUAGUGCUUGGAGAUAUGGAUGGAAAUUUAAAUUUCUGGGACUUGAAAGGCAGAGUAUCCAGAGGAAUACCUACACACCGAAGUUGGGUGAGGAAGAUUCGUUUUGCUCCUGGUAAAGGAAAUCAAAAAUUAAUAGCAAUGUACAAUGAUGGAGCUGAAGUGUGGGAUACCAAAGAGGUUCAGAUGGUGAGCAGUUUAAGAAGUGGCAGAAAUGUGACCUUUCGUAUAUUGGAUGUGGACUGGUGUACGUCAGAUAAAGUGAUCUUGGCUUCAGAUGAUGGGUGCAUCAGAGUCCUAGAGAUGUCUAUGAAGUCUGCGUGCUUUCGAAUGGAUGAACAGGAGUUAACCGAGCCUGUGUGGUGCCCCUAUCUGCUUGUUCCAAGGGCCUCCCUUGCCUUGAAAGCCUUCUUAUUACACCAGCCUUGGAAUGGACAGUAUUCUUUGGACAUUUCUCAUGUUGACUAUCCAGAAAAUGAAGAAAUAAAGAAUCUCCUCCAAGAGCAGUUGAAUUCAUUGUCUAAUGAGAUAAAGAAACUGUUGCUUGAUCCAGAAUUCACUCUCUUGCAGAGGUGCCUGCUUGUUUCAAGGCUCUAUGGUGACGAAUCGGAGCUGCACUUCUGGACUGUUGCUGCCCACUAUCUGCACAGCUUAUCCCAGGAAAAGUCAGCCAGCACAACAGCUCCUAAAGAAGCUGCUCCUCAAGACAAACUAAGCAACCCACUGGAUAUAUGCUAUGAUGUGCUCUGCGAAAAUGCCUACUUUCAGAAAUUUCAGCUAGAAAGGGUUAAUCUACAGGAAGUGAAACGGUCAACUUAUGAUCAUACAAGGAAAUGUACAGACCAGCUCCUACUCUUGGGUCAAACAGACAGAGCUGUGCAGUUGCUGUUGGAAACAAGUGCAGAUAACCAGCAUUAUUACUGUGAUUCACUGAAAGCCUGUUUAGUCACUACUGUCACCUCAUCAGGCCCCUCUCAGAGCACCAUUAAGUUGGUGGCGACGAAUAUGAUUGCCAAUGGCAAACUGGCAGAGGGCGUUCAGUUGCUCUGUCUGAUAGACAAGGCUGCAGAUGCCUGUCGCUACCUGCAGACAUACGGCGAGUGGAAUCGGGCUGCAUGGCUGGCGAAAGUCCGUUUGAAUCCUGAGGAGUGUGCCGAUGUUUUAAAGCGGUGGGUUGACCACCUUUGUUCUCCACAAGUCAAUCAGAAAUCAAAGGCUCUCCUGGUCCUCCUCUCUCUGGGCUGCUUUUUCAGCGUGGCAGAGACGCUUCACAGCAUGCGAUACUUUGAUAGAGCGGCCUUAUUUGUGGAAGCUUGCCUCAAGUAUGGAGCAUUUGAAGUCACUGAGGACACAGAGAAACUUAUCACUGCUGUAUAUGCAGAUUAUGCCAGGAGUUUGAAGAACCUCGGUUUUAAGCAGGGAGCAGUUCUCUUUGCUUCAAAAGCUGGAGCAGCUGGCAAAGACUUACUAAAUGAGCUUGAGUCCUCCAAGGAAGAACGCAUCGAAGAGUGACAGCUUAAUAAAUUCCAGGGAAUCUGACCUGGAAGGCAGAUGGGAGGGGGCUGGUCUGACUGUGGUCACCGCCACAGUCCAGGAUGAAGAGGAGUACAGGGUCCUGUGAGCUGUUCGACCACUGUUCUAAGGCUAUGUGUGCCCAAAAGCACAUGAGCGUCUAUGUUGGGAGUAAGUUUGUAUCCUGUGUUGAUCUCAGAAAGAAUAUGAAUGCUUAAGAUUUUGAAAGUAUAUAAUAUUUUAUACUUUUGGAGAGAGCUUUAAGAGUCCCUGGAAAUACUUUUUAAUUUUUUUAACUUAAAAUUCAAGAGACUGAAUCACUUUUCUCAUUGAUUAAAUGUAAACAUGAUUGAGAAACCUAUAGUAAAUUAAAUUUGUGAGAUAUUUUCUCAAAUAUAUGCUGCACCUGUACUUAUAUACAGUCUUUCAAGAUACAAACAGGACAGAAAUAUUUAAACUAGUAUUAAAGAUAGCUUACCAAAGCAUUUUUGUUUUCUUACCUUGAAAACACAGAACUGUUAAUUCCUUGGUUUAAGCAGUCACUAAGUUUUGUAACUUCAGGCUCAGAGGCUAUAGGAGGUUUUAAGAUUUAUGUUUAGUUCGGUAGGUGAGGUCUUUGAUAUUUUGAAUUUUAACUCCUUUUAUGAUACAUCACAGUAACCUCAUUUUUGAAGUAUUUGUACUUUAAUGUUCUCUCUGUUCUGAUAGUUGAAGUAUGAGAUGUAACUGUUAUAAAUUAUUGCUGAAAACGUAAAUGUCUGUAACUUACAAACAUGAUAAAUAAAUAAAAACUUCCCUCCAGG